Molecule: messenger RNA, 1992 nt
Organism: Mesorhabditis belari
Lineage: Eukaryota; Metazoa; Nematoda; Chromadorea; Rhabditida; Rhabditidae
Source: the annotation of a GenBank genome assembly
AUGCUCGACUGGUUUUUAUCACAAUUCGACACGGUCGAUGUCGUCGUCCUUGUUGCGCUUGCCAUCGGUGGCCUUUACUUCUACUUCAAGAUGAACGCAAAUAAUAAAUCUUCUUUCGCUCCAAAGUCCACUCCAGUCGUUCCAGUGAGACAACAGCGCGAACAAGGAUUUAUUGCUCGCAUGAAAAAUGAAGGAAGACAGGUGUUGAUUUUAUAUGGAUCACAGACCGGAACAGCUGAAGAGUUAUCAGGACGUCUAGCAAAGGAUUUACACAGAUAUACACAAAAAGCUUUGGUGCUGGACCCUGAAGAAAUUGACGUUGAUGAUCUUACUAGGUUACCAGAAGUUGAAAAUGUUCUGCUGGUGUUGUGUGUUGCCACGUAUGGAGAAGGAGAUCCAACGGAUAAUGCUCAGCAACUCUUCGAAUUCAUCAAAAAUACCGAUGCUGAUUUCAAAGGAGUCAAAUAUGCGGUAUUCGGACUUGGAAACAAAACCUAUGAGCACUUCAAUGAAGUUGGAAAGAUCUUCGAUACUCGACUUGAAGAACUUGGAGCCGAGCGAGUGUACACGCUAGGGCUGGGAGAUGAUGAUGCCAAUCUUGAAGAAGAUUUUAUGAGAUGGCGUGAAGGCUUUUUGCCCCAUGUUGCGCAGGAGUUUGCGUGGGAGUUGAAUACCGAUGCUGAGACACAACGACAAUAUCGGCUUGAGCUACUUGGCGAGGAGAAUCAAGUAACAUUGUUCAAGGGAGAAUAUGGCCGAUUGGGUGCUUUCGAACGACAGCGACCACCCUUCGAUUUGAAAAAUCCGUUUUUGGCCUCAAUCAUGACGAAUCGUGAAUUGCACAGCGAAGAAAGUGAUCGAUCUUGUCGGCAUGUAGAACUUGCGCUUGAAGGUUCACGUAUUCGAUACGAGGCUGGGGAUCACGUAGCUUUGUUCCCGACGAAUGAUCCAUCGGCCGUGGCUGCGGUACUUGAGCGUCUUGAUACAGAUUCAGAUCAGGCGUUCCGAUUGAUCAACACUGAUGAAGAAUCAAGCAAGCGAAAUCCAUUCCCAUGUCCAACCACUCUUCGAACAGCAUUUACUCACUAUGUUGACAUUUGUGCUCCUUUGAAAUCACACGUCUUGAAAGCCCUCGCUGAGUUUUGCACUGAUGAAAAGGAAAAGGAAAAACUAAAGUUGCUCAGCACACCAUCGGAAGAAGGAUUGAAAGAAUAUGCUUCUUACAUUGUUAAAGGACGAAGAAGUCUGGUCGAUGUACUUCGAGCUUUCCCUUCAUGCCGUCCUCCAUUUGAUUAUCUUCUCGAGCUUCUUCCGCGACUCCAAGCUAGAUAUUAUUCAAUUGCCUCAUCGCCAAAGCACUCAGAAAACGCUAUUCAUGUUACUGCCGUGGUCACGACAUACUCAAUUGCCGAUGAACAUGAUGAGCGAUUUAUCAAGGGCGUUUGCACUAAUUGGUUGAAAGAAAAGAACACCAGCGAAAAAGUUCCAAUCUUUGUGCGAAAAUCUCAAAUGCGCUUGCCUCACAGAACAACAACUCCGGUAAUUCUCAUCGGACCCGGAACAGGACUCGCACCAUUCAGAGGGUUUAUCCAAGAGCGAAAGUGGCACAAGGAUCAAGGAAAAGAAGUUGGCGACAUCAUGCUUUUCUUCGGCUGCCGCGAUCCAACCAAGGAUUAUAUCUACAAAGAUGAACUUGAGGGUUAUCGCAAUGCUGAGGUGAUUACGGAUUUACAUGUUGCCUUUUCAAGGAUACAAGGAAAACCUAAAGUUUACGUGCAACAUUUGAUGUGGGAGCAAAAAGAGCGUGUAUGGGCUUUGCUUGAACAAGGAGCACAUAUUUAUGUUUGCGGUGAUGCUCGUAAUAUGGCUAAAGAUGUACAAAAUUGUUUGCUUCGUAUCCUUCGCGAGGUUGGCGGGCAAUCGGAAGAAGAAGCGAUUCGUUUCUUCAAGGAUCUUGAACGUCAACGUCGCUAUCAAGCCGAUGUUUGGAGU